GAUUUCAUUCAUGUUGUGGCGGGAAACAGACGUGUUCGUUCAGUUUCAGACCGAGUAAAAUUUUAAAUUUAAUUUAGUGUAAGAAGAUAUGCGCAGAGAAUCAUUGCAAUCAAGUUAAGCGCGCAUUUAUGUUUGUAAGAAAUCAAAAAUAGCUUUUCUCAGCGUGGGAGAGUAAACUUAAUGGAAAUGAUAACACUUUUUAAAAUGUUUAACGUUAAAUGUGUUUUUCUGCAAUAAACAAGCGGCGUCCCUGCGAUCCUCGAUUGUUUGUUUUUUACGCUUGUUCGCUGGUUCGGUUUCGGUGUGUUCGGUGAAAAAGUGCAACUUUUGCGAGAAAGUUUACGUGAAAAAAUAACCUUCGAUAAAUGGCUCAAUUGCUCACAAUCCGGUUGACGAGGAACGACUCGUCAACGUCGUGGGGUUUUCGUCUUCAAGGUGGAAAAGAUUUCGGAACACCGCUUCUAAUACAGAAAGUGAAUAUCGGAAGUUUAGCGGAAAAAGCUGGUCUUCAAGUAGGCGACGCCGUUAUCCGCGUUAAUGGCAAAGAAGUUGCUGACGUUAGACAUAAAGAUGCCCAAGACGUCAUUGUUCGAGCCGGCAACCUUGUCGAAUUUACAAUACAACGAGGAGGCAACGUCACGUGGAAACCAGCUGUUACACCUGUUGGUUCCGUACCGUCUCCUAAUCCGUACAUUUCAACUUCACCAAGCCCUGUGACCAAAACAUCGCUGGCAUCGUCGCCUCAUCAAUCUCCACGUAUUCCACAAGGCUUCAAUUCCUCGUCGAAACCGUACUCUCCUCAACAAGUGAAUGGUGGAGGAGGAGGAGGAGGAUACGUUAACGAAAAUGGAUCUAUUAAAGCGAUCGUCAAUAAGCAAUAUAAUACUCCUGUGGGUAUUUACAGCGACGAAUCGAUUGCCGAAACUUUAUCAGCUCAAGCCGAAGUUUUAGCUGGUGGAGUUUUAGGAGUAAAUUUCAAGAAAAACGAGAAAAACUACAACGCCGAAAACAGCGAAGUAUUCAAAAUGGUGUUAGAAGCCGAAAAAGAACCCAAAUCGCCGGAACCAGAACGUCCAUCCAGUGCCAGCUAUUUUGCUUCUCUUAGCCACGCUGUUGGGGGUCAAGCCACUUCUUCUAGGCCUCAAACUCCUACCGCUGCUCUGAUAGAUCGACCAAGAUCUACUACAAAUUCGCCAAUUCCCUCUGCCUCUGCGCCAAAGAGAUCUUCUGAUCCGGAUAAUCUAACUUGUUCGGAAUGCCGACAAAAUAUUGUAGGCGUAUUCGUACGAAUAAAGGAGAAGAAUUUACACGUCGAAUGUUUCAAAUGCGCUACUUGCGGAACAUCUUUGAAAAACGUCGGAUACUACAGCAUCAAUAAUAAACUGUACUGUGAUAUACACGCUAAAAUGGUUGCCAGACAGAAUCCACCUGCUCCAAAUUUAGAGCCGAUUACCAUUUCUCCGUCGCAACAAGGAGCUUCGAAAAUUAUCUCUACGGCGUUGAUAGCCAAUUCUAACUCAGCGUCUUUAUCGCCUCAGCCUACUUUAGCACCUGUUCCAUUCCAUCCUCCCAGGCAAAGUCCAACCCAUGUACCAUCCCCUGUUCCACAAAGUCAACCAUUUUCCGCUGUAAACGGAUCAAAGUCAUAUUCACCAUCGAGCACGUUUAGUAGUCCUAUUUCCGCACCAAAACCAGGAUAUUUUCAAUCACAGAAAGCUCUGCCUUUUCCCAAAGUCGCGGUAGAGACUCAUAAACCUAGCCCAGUGUACUCAUCUGAAACACAACCUGUUUCCUAUUAUAACCCUUCUCAGAAACGACUUCCAUUCUUGAAACCCCGAGCUGAGAAAGCGUCUGCUUUCAUGCCAGUCAUGAAAAGCUCUCAUUCGAAACCAGUUCCAGCUGAGCCAACUUCUGGACACACUGAUCAGUACAAAUUGUCGACUGUUUUUGAAAGCCUUGACCAAGAUGAUCCUCAGGCGAUUGCCUGUCAUAGGAAAAAACUGUCUCUUUGCUCAGAAGAAGUUAAGAGUGUGUUUUCUUUAAGAAAUUUGGCUGGUUCUCCCGCUUGCAGCGAUAGGCCAGAAUCUCCUGUGCCUAGUGAAUCUGCUGAUGAAUUUCAGCAUUAUGAGACCCCAAUAAGGAAUAAACCAUUGCUGGAACUAGUUCAAUCGAGACCUCACAGUGUCAGAUCUUUGUCUCCUUGUGAACGUCCAAUAACUCCGAAUCGAAUUGUUGUUUUCCCACCGGAGAUGCCGGAAUGUUAUCAUCCUAGGGUUGCUUCCCCUUUACCUAUUUAUUCUAGACCACAUCAUGAUACCCAAAGAGAGCCACAUACUGAUCCAGUCGAAAUAUUCAGCGAAGAUGAGAAAUCAUCAAAGUCCAACGAUGAUGUCCUCGUUUGUGUUUUUGAACGUACUCGAGAAACAGCCAAACCUGAAGAGGUAAAUGAUGAUGAGGGUUGCAAAUGCAUCAUUGAAAAGACCAGAGAAACAUUGAAAAUCACUUGUAUAUCACCCGUUCCAACACAGCAGCCAACCAUAAGUGAAGUCAAGGAAGAACAGGAGGAGAACAUCACAUUAGAGAGUCUACCUAGACCUGUGACUCCUGCAGGAUAUAUUGCUUCAUUGUUGACAACAGCUUCAAACAGGCCUUUUACUCCUAUUGAGCCUGCCAAAGCAACUAUAUUCACUGAACCAGUGCCUCUGCCUCCUGAAACGAUCCCAUAUUUGCCUACAUCCAAAGAAGAGAAUCAUAGGUUGUUGGAUGUGGAAAGACCAGUAUCACCAAUGACCUAUGCUUUGACUACAGCGCCUGAAAGGUCUUAUUCUCCACUUCCUACUAUAGUCAAGUUUGAAGACCUGUUUCCUCCUGAAGCAGAACCACUUCCUCAUGAAGAGCCAAAGAGACCUUCCUUGGCUGAUGCUCUUACAGUGGCUCCAAGACGCUCUUAUACUCCACUUUCACGUGGAGUCACAGAACAAAUUAAGGAAGAGGAAAGUGACAUCAAAGUGCCUGAUUUGUCUGAAGAUCCCAGUGUCAUCUUGACUAAACCUGUCAUUGAUAUUAAAAAGUGUGAAAAAGAUACAAAGAAAUCUUCAAGCAUUAAGUCUAUGUACACAGGUCCUACGCUGAUAUCUUCACCUUAUUUUGUUACUGAAGCUGCAUUUCCACCUAUUUGCGAUGAAUUGAAGGCAAAAUUUGAGAAAAGACUUAGAACUGGAUCAAUUAGCGAUAAAAAUGCUCCUAAAAAUACAUCUGGUGAUAGUGUCAAAGAGGUUGAAGAAAAACGUACUGUGUCUGCUCGAAGCCCAUUCACUCCUACCGGCUUAUACAAACCUAUAAAUUUGCCUCAUUAUCAGCAAUGUGUCAAAGAACUCACAAAUCGUAAUAAGACUCCGCUGAGUAGGAGAAAUACACCUACACCAAAAGGACCCGAAUCACGUAAGAGUACUCCUACUCCCAGAUCUGAGAUAUCUCGUAAGAAUACACCGACUCCAAGGGGAGAAAUGUGCAGGAAACCAACUCCUACAAGUUUUGAGGCUACUGUAUCUACUCAACAAAAGGUUUUCCAUCCUGAGAUAGCCAGUGGAGCAUUGAAGACAUCUGCCUUAACGUUUCUAACCCAGACUAAAGAUAUCAGUGAGAAAAUACCUCCUGUGUUGGGUUAUCAGCCUGGAUCUAUUGUGGAGAAUAUGUCAUCAUAUACCAAAGUCGAGCAAUGUGUUAGGACCGUUUGUGAAAAGACUUUGAAGCAGAUACAGGCUUCUGGUCCAUCUGCCCAGUCCUGCUCAAGCCAAUCAAAUGAACUGAGAGUUGUUAAAACCAAUAUAUCUGCAUGCUCAUCUCCUGUUAAUACUCCUGGAACAUUGGCUAAAGAAGAGAUGCAGCCUAAAAAGCACUCACGUCCUAGUACUCCAGUUAAGAAGUCUUCUCGUCCGAGUACUCCAGUCAGAAAAUCCUCUCGACCAUCAACUCCUGUUUUUCAACCUAACAUAAUGAUUUCAUCUCAGCAACAUGCAGAUUCUCCUGACAAGGACUCACGGUCUCAGCAACAUUUCUAUCCUUCGACUCAGACUUCUUCUCAGACUAAUAAAACAGCUUCAUCAUCUCAGCAGUAUGUCUCUUCAACCCAGAUGUCUUCCCAAAUUAACAAAACAACUUCUUUGUCUCAACAACAUGCUCGCCCUUCAACAAGAACCCAUUCUCAGACUAGCCAGAUGAUGUCUCAAUCUGAACAACAUGCCCACUGUCCCACCCAGGCUUCUUUGUCUCAGCAACAUGCCCGCCAAUCCACCCAGACUUCUUCUGAUCGACAUGUCCGCCCCUCAGCACAACACCCUACUCAGACUUCUCAACAACACACCCACUAUCCACCCCAGACUUCUUUGUCUCAACAACAUGCCCACUGCCCCACCCAGACUUCUUCUUCUGAGCAACAUGUCCGCACCUUGGUACAAACCCCCACUCAGACUUCUCAACAACAUGCCCACCAUCCACACCAGACUUCUUUGUCUCAGGAACAUGCUCAUCGCCCCACCCAAACUUCUUCUGAGCGACAUAUCCGCCCCUCCACACAACCACCCACUCAGACUUCUCAACAACAUGCCCACCAACCCACCCAGACUUCUUCUUCUGAGCGACAUGUCCGCACUUUGGUACAAACCCCUACUCAGACUUCUCAACAACAUGCCCACCAUCCACCCCACACCUCCUUGUCUGUGCAACAACAUGCCCACCCCUCAACCCAGACCUCUUCAUCUCAGCAACAAGCCCGCUCUUCGACACAAACUUCUCAAACUAACCAAACAACUUCUUCAUCUCAGCAACAAUUUCAUCCUUCAACUCAGGUUUCUUCACAAUCUAAUCGCACAAUUUCUUCGUCUCAGCAACAAACCACGUCAUAUCCUUCAACCCAAGUCUCUUCUCAGCCCCGACAAACAGCUUCUUCCCCUCAACUACCCAUUCACUCUUCUACCAAGACAUCUGCUCAACCUAAUCAUAGUACAACUUCAUCUCAGCAACACUUCUACACUUCGAGCUCGCUAACUAAAAGCAUGGCUGCUUCAAAUAUUACUCAUAGUCUAUCAAAAACCUUGACCGCUAUCGCAUCUUCUAAACAUCAGUCAUAUAACAUUAGUUCUAAAAACCUUACUACCUCUACCAUUACAUCAUCCGAUCCGAACCUAACAGGUAGCAAUAUCGGUGCCGGCUCCAGAGCUGGAACGUCAGCUGGCCUAUCAGCGCCUCGUCGCGGUAAAGGGGUAUGGAAUCCGCAAAAUCAAACGCCAGGAGCGAGAAUUCCGCUCUGCGCUCAAUGCAGCUCGCAAAUCAGAGGACCAUUUAUAACAGCUUUGGGUAAAAUAUGGUGCCCGGAGCAUUUCAUCUGCGUUAAUAAAACCUGCAGACGUUCUUUGUUGGAUAUCGGAUUCGUAGAAGAACCUUCGGGAUUACAUUGCGAAUACUGUUUCGAAAAAUAUCUUGCUCCUACUUGCGGAAAAUGCUCUCGUAAAAUUAAAGGAGAUUGUUUGAACGCUAUUGGAAAACAUUUCCAUCCGGAAUGCUUCGUAUGUGCUUACUGCAACAAACUAUUCGGCAACAGUCCAUUUUUCUUGGAGGAAGGAUUGCCGUAUUGUGAAAAUGACUGGAACGAAUUAUUUACAACGAAAUGUUUCGCGUGUGGAUUCCCCAUUGAAGCUGGUGAUCGAUGGGUCGAAGCAUUGAAUAAUAAUUACCACAGUCCUUGUUUCAAUUGCACAACAUGCAAAUCGAACUUGGAAGGACAAAGUUUUUACGCCAAAGGAGGCCGGCCAUUCUGCAAAAGUCAUGCUCGUUAAUUACGAAACUCAGCUUUUAAUCGCUAUCGUAUCGUUUUAUCAAAACUUAACGUUCUACUCUGUAUGUCGUAUUGGCUAACAAAAUUAUCUAGUUAAAUUGCACGACGAGUGAAGUGAGAUUCAAAAGUAAACAUAUAAUAAUUUUAGUAUUUCAUGUAAUAAAAUAUACCAUAUCGUUU
This is a messenger RNA of Planococcus citri (citrus mealybug), 6013 nucleotides long. It is a transcript of the gene Zasp52, whose product is annotated as Z band alternatively spliced PDZ-motif protein 52. Gene Ontology annotation, molecular function: actin binding; muscle alpha-actinin binding. Gene Ontology annotation, biological process: actin cytoskeleton organization; heart development; muscle structure development. The transcript is spliced from 16 exons. Gene Ontology annotation, cellular component: stress fiber; adherens junction; filamentous actin. Bases 366 to 5834 code for a protein of 1822 amino acids. The record is from RefSeq and is a predicted model, not a curated record. Lineage: Eukaryota; Metazoa; Arthropoda; Insecta; Hemiptera; Pseudococcidae.